Molecule: messenger RNA, 890 nt
Organism: Schizosaccharomyces japonicus yFS275
Lineage: Eukaryota; Fungi; Ascomycota; Schizosaccharomycetes; Schizosaccharomycetales; Schizosaccharomycetaceae
Product: cornichon family protein
Exons: 2
Coding region: 156-560 (134 amino acids)
Biological process (GO): vesicle-mediated transport
Cellular component (GO): membrane
Source: RefSeq, a predicted model, not a curated record
CGCUUCUCCCGCUCCCCGCAGCCUUACUUUUUUGUAACCUUUCUGACGUAGUACUACCACCAAGGCGCCAGCGCACCCGCUAGAUCAAAGCACACUUUCACAAAACACGGCGUUUAGCCUUUUUUACCUGGAAAUUCCGGUUUCAUUCUUUCAAAAUGUUGCUGACAUGGAUGUACUUUACAGUGAUGCUUUUUAGCUGCGUCAAUAUCAUCAUGCAGAUGUAUUUUACUGUCAUGUAUUCGGACCUCAAGGAUGACUUUAUUAAUCCCAUCGACUUGUGUAAAAAAGUAAACCGUUUCGUUCUUCCAGACAUGCUGCUCCAUGCCCUUGGUUCGUUCAUUCUUUUGUUCUCCGGAGCAUGGUUCAGUUUCUUGCUGAACACUCCUCUUCUUGCCUGGAACGUUUCUUUGAUUCUGGGCGGCAUGCACUUGCAUGACAGCACCACCAUUUUCAAAGAUCUUUCUGCACACCAAAAGAGAAGCUUCUUCAGACUGUUUUGCUACACUGUCGACUUUUUCAUGUACCUCUUCCUUUUCGUGCAGUGUCUUGUCAACGAAUAAAGGGCAGGCCGCUCACUCUUGGUCUCCUAAAGCUCGUUUUGGUGGAUUCAUUGUUCAUACAAGUUAUGUUUUGUUAUCACACACAGUUUCCAGUGUUUUACUAGUUGGCCGUUGUUAUGUUUACCGGUAAAUAAUAAGCUGCUCCCUUCAAACAUGUUAGGUGACAUGACUUAGAGUUUGCAGGCGAAAGGCUGUGAUGCACGUGUAGAUACGUGCGCUGCAUCAAUACACUUGGUUGCUUGGAUCCGACUGCCGUAAAAGGAGAAAACAAAAAAAAUAGUAGUGUAGUAAAGACAAGUGCAAUGGAUUGGAUUGUAAUGAAGUGAAGCG